Messenger RNA from Spodoptera littoralis (African cotton leafworm), 1554 nucleotides. Lineage: Eukaryota; Metazoa; Arthropoda; Insecta; Lepidoptera; Noctuidae. The record is from the annotation of a GenBank genome assembly.
AUGAAAAUCGCUGUAGAAGGUUGCGCUCAUGGCGAGCUUGAAAAAAUAUACGAGUGUAUUGAAACAAUACAGAAGAGGGAAGGUAUAAAGAUCGAUCUGUUGAUAUGCUGCGGUGACUUUCAAGCUGUUCGUAACCACGAGGACCUGCGGGCUAUGGCUGUGCCACAGAAAUAUCAGCAUAUGUGUUCAUUUCACAAAUAUUAUAGUGGUGAGAAGAAAGCUCCUAUAUUGACAAUAUUCAUUGGAGGCAAUCAUGAAGCUUCAAACUACUUGCAAGAGCUUCCCUAUGGAGGUUGGGUGGCUCCUAAUAUUUAUUAUUUGGGUAGAGCUGGAGUUGUUAAGUUUGGAGACUUGAGAAUUGGAGGAAUGUCAGGAAUUUACAAAGCUCAAGAUUAUGGUCAAGGACACUGGGAAUGCCUGCCCUACAAUCAAAGUUCACUUAGAACUGUGUACCAUGUCAGAUCCUUGGAAGUGUUCAGGUUAGACCAACUUAAAGAGAAAGUCAAUAUAAUGCUGUCCCAUGAUUGGCCAAGAGGGAUCACUGAUUAUGGCAAUACAGAAAAGUUAUUGCACUUCAAAACAUUUUUGAGGGAAGACAUAGAGUCUGGUCAACUAGGCAGUGUUCCAGCUAUGAAGCUACUCCAAUCUCUCAAACCAGAUUAUUGGUUUGCAGCACAUUUGCAUUGCCAGUAUGCAGCAAUUGUCAAACAUGAGGCCUCAGAGACUAAAUUUUUAGCUUUGGACAAAUGUUUACCUAAACGAAAACAUCUACAGAUUCUGGAUAUACCUUCUGAGUAUGAUGGUGACAUGUGUCUGAAACAUGAUGUCGAAUGGCUAGCAAUUUUGAGGAAUACAAACCAUUUGCUAGUUGUGAAAAAUGUUAAUCAGCACAUGCCUGGACCUGGUGGAAAUGAGAGGUACGACUUUACACCUACAGAAGCAGAGAAAGAAAAAGUGAGAAGUUUACUUGGAAGUCUUUUAUUAACAGAAAAUAGUUUUGUCAGGACUGCUGCACCUUUCAAUCCAAAUGCACCAAAAAUUACUCCUCAAGAGCCAUUACUAAAUCCUCAAACAGUAGAGCUUUGUGAGAAACUUGGAAUUGAUGACCCAGUACAAGUUGUAAUGGCAAGGUCUGGUCGGAAGAUGAGACAACCAUGUGUUGAAGCUAAAGAAAUGAGACAACCAAAUGUUGAAGUUAAUGAACUGAUUGUAAAUCAAACUUUAGAGUCUCCACCAAAACCAGUUUUGCAAACUCCUAUCAAGUCAUCAAAGCUGUCACUCUGUCUUCCACCACCAGUCACACCGAGUGGGAAUGAAAACUCUUCACCCACAUCCACACCUGAAUCUUCUACACCAGCCAAUAAUUGCGACAGUUUGAUAUAUGAAUGUAGAACACCAAUGUCCGAUGGAAAGAAGAAGUCAUUCAAGAGACGAAACAUGUCCAUUUAUAAUGUUUCAGAAGAUGGAAGUAGUAGUACUGAGACAACUUCUAUAUUAGACGAAGAUAGUCCUAGUUCUAAAUACACGCGUGUAGACAAUUUAUCUCUUGACUAA